Paramecium pentaurelia is the source of this 1201-nucleotide messenger RNA. Lineage: Eukaryota; Ciliophora; Oligohymenophorea; Peniculida; Parameciidae. The record is from the annotation of a GenBank genome assembly.
AUGUUCAAUAAUUCAACAUCCUUUUUUGCAAACUCAAAUGAAAAAAACAAUCAGUUGAAAGAGAAAAUCUACAGUGCUCUCUAUUAAUCUCCUAAUACUUCUUAGUAAAAUUUUACUUAAUCAAAUAGUGAUAUUAUGAAGUGGAUUCCAAGCAAUGAUAUUUCAAAUCUCUCUGUGUCAAUUGAGUAGGAUAUUGAUAAAAUUCUAUAAGUAAUACCACCUUUUUAAUUUUAAUCAAAUAAACAGAUCUCCUUUUAAAAUUGUUAUACUCAAUAAUUAUCUAAUCCUUAACCUAUUAAAAUUUAAAGUUCAUCUAAUAAUUCUGAAAAUAUAUGUGAACCUGAAAUAAAAAUAAUAGAAUAACCAUUAACUGAAAGUAAUUCAAAAUAAAAUAGAAGAGAAUAACAAUUAAUUCAUUCAAAGUAGAAUUAAUACAUUUAGGAUUUGAUAAGUAGAUAUAAAGAACCUCCUAAAAAUGCUUUUUAAGAAGAUUAAAAUUAUCUUUCUAAUAAUAUUGAAGAAGAAUAGGAUAUCAAUACAAAAUAAUCAGUUAACAAUAUAGAUUCUUAAUAAAAAGGUUGUUUAAUUAUAUAAGAAAAAUGCAAAAAUAAUGAACAUUCUAAAUUAACUGAAUAAUAAACAUGUUUAAAUUAAAGCAUUGGUAAUUCUUAUCUAUUAGAUGCAUUAAUUAAUGAAGAAAACAUAAAAUAGGUGGUUUCGAUUGUGGAAAUUGAAAGUUAAACUUUUAAUUCAAAUUAAAAUUGGGCAAAAAUGAAAAUAAGAAAAGAGGCUAAAUAGUAUGAAAUUUACAAAACACAAAACUUUUAAGAUCUCCUAUAUUCUUUGCCCUCUUUUUUUAUUCAUUAAACUGAAGGUGAAUUAAAAGUUGAUAAAUUGAGAGCUUAAGAAAAUUAAGAGGGAUAUUAUUAUCAAUCCUUUGAACUUACAGUCAAUCCAUACAAAAUGAUUGGACCAAUUAAUUUUAAAAAAAAUCUUAAAAUUGUAUUUUUUUAUAAGAUAAUAGCAUAUAAGAUUCAAAAAAGGUUAUUAUGGAGUAGUUUAUUAUGAUAAACUUUUAUAAAAUGUUAUUCCAUAAAAUUAAGUAGAUGGCAUAACUUUGAAAAAUGAACCAUUUGUAUUAGCAAAUAAUUCUGAAAAACCCAUAAAAGUAAUUUGUUGUAUUGUUGGAAUCAAAAAAUGA